CCAACUCUCUGAAGGCAUCUUAUGAAGACUGGCUGCUGACAUAUGGUUUGAGCAUCUCUCCUUUUCACAUGCGAUGGCAAACAGCUCUCUUCAACCGCCAGUUCUACAACUGGGGGAGAUGGAAACCCAGAUUUCUGUAUUUAUGGUUCAGCAUAGGAAUGGUGUUUGGUGUACUUGCCAUGUUUGGCUCUGUUAUUCUUCUUGGAAAGACACUGGUGCAAACCCUGACACAGAUGCUCACCGAGGCACCAAAAGCCCAGAAUGAUCGUAUGCUGCAAGUUGUGGUGCCUGGUGUAAAUUUGCCUGUCAGCCAGCUGACCUAUUUCUUCUCUGCAAUCCUCAUCAGUGGUGUGAUACAUGAAGUCGGCCAUGGGGUGGCAGCUAUUCGAGAACAAGUGCGAUUUAAUGGAUUUGGGAUUUUUAUCUUCAUUGUCUAUCCUGGAGCAUUUGUUGACCUCUUCACAACGCACUUGCAACUAAUAUCUCCAGUCCAACAAUUAAGGAUAUUUUGUGCAGGAGUGUGGCAUAACUUUGUUCUUGGUGUUGCAAGUUUCAUGGGUUUGUUUCUGCUGCCAGCCAUUCUUUUCCCCUUCUAUUACACGGGUGUUGGUGCCCUUGUCACUGAAGUUGCAGAGGAUUCUCCUGCCAAUGGACCAAGAGGUCUCUUUGUGGGAGACCUUGUCACUAACCUACAAGACUGCCCGGUUUAUAGUGUAGAAGACUGGAAUUCUUGUCUGGGAGACAUUUCAGAGAAGUCACAGGUUGGCUACUGUAUAAGUGCAGCCACCCUACAGCAAUUAAGCUUUCCAGCUAGAGUUUAUAGAAGACUUGAUGGCACAGUUGAAUGUUGUAGUAACAACAGCCUCACAGAUAUUUGCUUUUCAUAUAGCAAUAACUUGGACAGCCACCUGUAUGCCUGUCUGCCAGCACGAAAAGUUAUUGAGGCCAGCAAAGUCUGUCGAACCAACAUGGACUGCCAGAAGGACUUUGUUCCAAGCUUUUGUGUGACUCCUUCUUUAGAGAACCAAACAAGGCUAAUCAGGGUAAAACAUCCACCCCAUAUUGACAUGCUGUAUGUAGGACACCCCAUGCAUCUUCAAUACACAGCUGAUUGCAAUGCCGUUCUUAAAGCUCUACAGCCCAUUUUUCAGGAGCAGGGAAUGACAGAAACAGUUCAUAACUGGGAAGACCAUGGUUAUUUAGCAACCUACAUUAAAAAAAAUGGCAGCUUUGCCAAUUUGAGAAUUCACCCUCAUGGAUUGGUGUUGGUUGAUCUGCAGAGCUACAAUGAUCAUAUGAAAGGAAGAGAGGAAGUUGAUCAGCUUCUAAACAAAGUAGAAGAAAGAAUGAAAGAAUUGUUUCAUGGUAAUAUAAAAAGGGUGAAACGAUUGCCAGCCAUUUUGAGAGGCGGUGUCAUUGACAGAUACUGGCCCACAGCUGAUGGGCGUCUGGUGGAGUAUGACAUAGAUGAAGUUGUUUAUGAUGAAGAUUCACCUUUUCAGAAUAUUAAAAUUCUGCAUUCAAAACAGUUUGGGAAUAUUCUUAUUCUCAGUGGGGAUGUUAAUCUGGCAGAGAGUGACCUGGCAUAUACUCAAGCCAUAAUGGGCAGUGGAAAGGAAGACUACACUGGGAAAGAAGUGCUGAUCCUAGGAGGUGGUGACGGAGGUAUACUAUAUGAGAUAGUCAAACUGAAGCCAAAGAUGGUUACUAUGGUAGAGAUUGACCAAAUGGUGAUCGACGGGUGUAAGAAAUAUAUGCGUAAAACAUGCGGAGAUGUCUUAGACAAUCUGAAAGGAGAGUGCUAUCAGGUUUUAAUUGAAGACUGUAUUCCUGUACUGAAGAGGUAUGCCAAAGAAGGAAGGAUGUUUGAUUACGUAAUUAAUGAUCUGACAGCUGUUCCAAUCUCCACAUCUCCAGAAGAAGAUUCCACAUGGGAAUUUCUGCGGUUGAUUCUUGACCUCUCCAUGAAAGUCCUGAAGCAAGAUGGAAAAUACUUCACACAGGGGAACUGUAUCAAUCUGACCGAUGCCUUGACUUUGUAUGAAGAACAGCUUAGCAGGCUUUAUUGUCCUGUGGAGUUUUCAAAAGAAACUGUGUGUGUUCCCUCCUACAUGGAAUUAUGGGUAUUCUACACUAUUUGGAAGAAACAAACUGACAUCUGAACAUCAAGAUUGUUUGAGAUUAUCCUAAAUGUACAUGCUGCAUGGAGCAUAUAGGCCUGCCACGUGCUGCAUAUUGGCAUCUUGAACCUUUAAAUUAUAUGCUGUAGAUGAUCCUGAAACUUAGUCAUGCUAUUGAUUGUGAAUUCUUUAAAUGUUUUUAUUAUUAUUUUAAUUUAAAAGCAAAUGGAAAAAUGUAUAUUUUGAUGAGCUAGGGUGUUAUUUUUGAAAGUCAACUUAAAGAUGAAUAAGCAGCAAAACUAUAUAGCUGCUGAAUGCACUGAACCUUUAGAAUGUGAUCCUUUUUAUUUUUUUGUAGAUCUUUGCAAACUGGUUGAUUAAAAAAAGACAUCUUUAGCAUUUCAUCUCUGAAGGGUGGUCCAUGGAGUUUGUUUUGGGUGUUUUGUUUUUCCACCAGAUUUUUUUGUGAUGUUUUUUAAGAAUGGAGGGAUUUUUGUUUAAUUCUUUUUUUUAAAUGAACACUGCAGUGCUUCCAUAUAGAAGGGCGUAACUAAAACAAAAAAGAAAAAAAUGAAGGAGAAAAAAAGGAAAAAGUCUUCUGAAAGGAUACUCCAAAUUCUUUAUUGCAAAGGGAAGAAAGCUAGUCUUAAAUUUUGGUUUUUUACUCUAGUUGCAUUUAUCAUUGCUGUAAUCUCUUCUGCAGAAGAAUCUUUGACCUCUCACCUCAUGGAAUUCUUUAGCUGCUGCCAUAAUUUGGAUUUUGGUAUGGAUUUAACAGUAGGUUAUAGGGGCACUUUGAACUCUUUAUCAGUGUGAAAAUUAAAGCUGGUUUUCCAUCCCACCACAGUGCAAGACAUUGAGUGUAAUGAGGUUCUUGUGGGCAUACACUCCUCAACCUUAUGGUAAGCACUAGGUUCUUGAAGGAAAGGUUGUUUUAGAGGGCAGAAAUGUGGGUGUGAUCCAGAUUCAUGUGCACCAGUCUUUAAUAUUUUGAGGCAAGUGUGUAUACUUAAGUAGGGUGAGUCCUGGUUGUAUUGCUGCAGAUUGACUGUGUUGUGUGGGGCUCUUGCUGAAUUAGGUUCACUUUCAGUGUAAAAGCCAGUGGAAGCUAGGUUGCAUUGUAGCUCUGUUCCAAAA
This is a messenger RNA of Athene cunicularia (burrowing owl), 3257 nucleotides long. RefSeq names its product membrane-bound transcription factor site-2 protease-like. The transcript has 18 exons. Gene Ontology annotation, cellular component: cytoplasm; membrane. Gene Ontology annotation, molecular function: metalloendopeptidase activity; spermine synthase activity; protein binding. Bases 69 to 2162 code for a protein of 697 amino acids. The record is from RefSeq and is a predicted model, not a curated record. Lineage: Eukaryota; Metazoa; Chordata; Aves; Strigiformes; Strigidae. Gene Ontology annotation, biological process: regulation of response to endoplasmic reticulum stress; spermine biosynthetic process; membrane protein intracellular domain proteolysis.